Molecule: messenger RNA, 3483 nt
Organism: Marchantia polymorpha subsp. ruderalis
Lineage: Eukaryota; Viridiplantae; Streptophyta; Marchantiopsida; Marchantiales; Marchantiaceae
Source: the annotation of a GenBank genome assembly
GUCGAUGGAUGGAAUUUCUUCGUCAUUCUGAAGAGGUAGUGCGUUCAUGAGGCUGCAGUUCGGAAGUUGGAUUUCGACAAGCGCUCUAGGCAGUUGCGGCUCGAAUUUUUCAAUCUGUGCUGAUUGCCCACCGAUGCUCCCGCCUUGUGCUGGGGAAAUCGAGGCUGCGAAUGGACGAGGAAUUCGAGGUCCUGUUGUCUGCUGGGAGUCUCGGAUCUUUGCUUCCUUUGGUACAGAGUUCAGGUGGGUGAGACUGAUCCUUAUGAGCUGCGCAUGAAUUGGAUUAUUCCAAUUCUCUUGAAUCGAGACUUCAGUGCGGUUCCUCGUGCAUUGGAGUGGUGGAAAAGAAUUUUGUUGGAUAAAUUUUGCACAUGCUAGCAACUACCUCAUGCUCCUAAUUCAGCCGGGUUCCAUUCGAUUUCGAGGGUACUUUUAGCUGUCAUUGUGCAAUUGAGCUCAUGUAGGCAUCACCCUUGGACAUCUCAUCGCUCUCCCUUUCUUCCCGAAUCUGACCAGUUUAACGAAACUCUCCUGCUGUUGGUGACAAUACGUCGGCCUGAAUCUAUUAUUCACACGGAUGAGAAGUCAUUCCAGAGCUGUGUUGCUUAGGAGCUGAAAGCGCGAAUUAGGAAAAUACUGUUGAUGCGUAAGGACAGAUCUUUGAUCAGAGUUGUGGAAAUUGCGCAGUCUGUAGAUUGCACAAUGACCACAAUAUUGACAGUCCCCUUUGGAUAAUAUGCGGGGUCUUAGGGCAGGUUGAAGCCAGUAAUUGUUCGAAAGACUUGGUCGUACUAUCUGCAGUCAUUGAACGAGGAUAAUUCGAGUACAUGUGUGAUUUUCCAGAUAUGAUUCACGAAUGGCGGUUUAGCUUCGGCUCUUCGAUUGUCAGGAAAGUAAUGCAAAACUUUCUUCAUGCUAAAUAACGAAAAUGCAGUGUUCGGCUCGAAUUUGCAGCAGCUACCUGAGAGAAUGAGGUGACGAGUCUCUUGCCUCGAUUCAAAAUGGGAAUACAGGGGUUGUUGCAGGCUCUGAAGCCGUAUAUUGAAGCUGUGCACGUCAAAAAGUACAGUGGACAACGGGUUGGCAUCGAUGCCUAUUCGUGGCUCCAUAAAGGAGCAUAUGCCUGUAGCAUGGAACUCCAUCAGGAUGAUACGAGGUCAAAAAGGCGAAGAUUACCGGCAUAUGUGCAUUAUUGCAUGCACCGGAUUAGGAUGCUUAAAUACAACCAUGUAACUCCAGUUGUUGUGUUCGAUGGUGGCCGUUUACCUCUGAAGGCGAUGACCGAACAAGAUCGCAGAAGGAGAAGAGAAACCAACUUGGAGAAUGCGCAAAGGAAACAAGCAGAUGGAGAUAUGCUGGGAGCUCAAGAGCUUUUCCAGAGAUCGGUGGAGAUAACUCCAGCGAUGGCUCAUGAGCUGAUUGAGGUCCUUAGAGAAGAAGGUGUCGAGUUCGUGGUUGCACCAUAUGAAGCAGAUGCACAGUUGGCAUAUCUUGCUGGCCUGCCAAAGCAAAAGGGAGGAAUCGUAGCUGUGAUCAGUGAGGAUAGUGAUCUCCUUGCUUACGGUUGCAAAUCGGUGCUCUUUAAGAUGGAUAGAUACGGACAUUGUGAGGAGAUUUGUCUACAAAAACUAUUUGAAUGUGAAGAAACUCCUGCAAAGUCACUAUGCUUCAAAGGUUUCACUCAGGAUCUGUUUCUUGGAAUGUGUGUGAUGGCUGGUUGCGAUUUUCUUCCUUCAAUACCUGGCAUAGGAGUUAAACGGGCCCACGCCCUUCUGGCCAAGUAUCGUAGUAUUCCUCGGGUUUUAUCUAAACUGAAGAUGGAGAAGCCAAAAGUCUUUCCGGAGAACUACAUGAGUGACUUUUCGCAAGCAAAGGCCAUCUUCAGCCAUGCGCGAGUAUAUGACCGUGAGGAGAGAUCGUUGGUACUGCUGAAUCCCUUGUCAGAAGAGUUGUUGGAGGAAUUUGAUGGGGAUACGGAUUUUCUUGGACCAGGAUUGCCACAAUCCAGAGCUAAGGCAAUUGCUGAAGGGCGACUUGACCCUAUUACCAUGGAAGCAUUCAACUCAGUUCCAUCACCGAAAACACCUGGGUUGGCAUUUGGUGAGAAGAAAGAGUUCAAGAAGAACCUGGAUUCCACUCCGUCUCCAAUAACACCUUUUUCAAUGUAUAGCUCGAAGAAAGGCUCUCCAAAGUUCUCGCAGCUUUCCAACUCAAGACAAGGUUCAAAACCAGCUACAUUUCCGGCAACAGCUUUCUCAAUGUUCGGCUCAAAGAGGAAAACAUUGAAUAUUUUCGAUUCACCCCCACUGCAAGCCUCUGAAUCUGAUGGAAGAAUCGAACCUGACUCAGAGAAAGCAUUUUGGUGUGGAACUGCGGAGGAACUCAUAGGUUCUCUGGUAGUAAACACCCACACCGUUUCUACGACAAAGUCUUUUAGGCCUUUGGGUAAUGAUGAUAACUCAGAAGCCUCUCAAGGUUACAUCACAAAUGUACAAAUAAGCUCAGAGAUAGAUUGUUCAGUUUCCGAACGUACGAGUAAUGAUCCCACUGAAGCGGAUAACGCCGUAUUUCCUAAGCUGAAAUUCUCAGCUCAUGGAUCCAACAGCGAAGCAAGUCAGUCAUGGAGUGCGAAUGUUCCAAAGAAUCCAUUCAAACGAAAAGCAUCCGGAAACUCCUCUUGCUCACUGCCCGUGGCUCAUCAAGACUCCAGAGUAGCUUCGGCAGAAGUUCAGAGGGCUGCUGAAGAGAUAGACGACCCGAGCACGUGUUGUUCUGCAGGGGAAUCCAUUCUGACAUCGUUGCGGGAGACUACUGGUGAUGACAGCGAUUGUCAAGUUUUAUCACCUGCGAAAAUUCGACUGGUGAUUGGUGAGGCAAACCUGGCUUCUCAGACCGGAAGUGUGACUGGUCCCGCCAUGGAGGACGAAGACGAGUCUUCGUCGUCGGUUUUGACAGAGUUAAGCCCAAAUUGCCAGCGACGCGAAACCUCCCCUUCUGAUGACUUCGUCACUGCUGAAGCGCCACGUCCCGUAUCUGCUCAUGGAUCUGCAGGGAAGAGUUUUGCUAGAAGUAGGUUAGGCAAAGUAAGCAAGUCUAAGUUUAGUGGACAUGCCGAUAGAAGUAGUGGAGGCAAGAAGCUCAAAGCAAAAAACUCGUCCCCCAUGACCCCAACGCAGGGAGGAAUCUUGAAAUUCUUCAAGCCUGUAACUCUUUAGAUUAUACAAAUUACCUUCUCUUGAUUCAAUUUUCAAUCAUAUGUAGCCUGAGUUAGACGCACCGAUGUCUUCAAUGGUUGCGUUUGUUCAAUGAUAUAAUGCGAACCAAAUGCAACUCCAAGAAUCUCACCGCUAGAAUGCCAGGUAGUGAUGACCAGCGACAUCUCGCUGGUCUCUGAAAAUCUUCUGGGAGAGUUGCAGUAUAUGUCACUUCGGUCUUCCCGAGUAACGAGUUGAUGAAAUCAAUUCAGCACCCAAGUAUUUGCUC